Messenger RNA from Aureococcus anophagefferens, 1503 nucleotides. RefSeq lists its product as hypothetical. Lineage: Eukaryota; Pelagophyceae; Pelagomonadales; Pelagomonadaceae. The record is from RefSeq and is a predicted model, not a curated record. The coding region runs from base 1 to 1503 and encodes 500 amino acids. The transcript has a single exon. Gene Ontology annotation, molecular function: transmembrane transporter activity. Gene Ontology annotation, biological process: transmembrane transport.
AUGAAGUGCUGCGGCGCGGACCUGAACCACAACUUAUGGCUGAACCUGGUCAUCGCGGCCCUCAUGGGGUUCGGCGAGUCCAUCUGGACGAGCACCGUCGGCGUCGCGUUUAUUUACGACGUCUGGGGCGGCUCGAACACCAAGGUCGGCCUCGCGACGGCUUUGACGGGCGUCGCGGCGAUGCUCACGGCGUUCCCCGCGGGCUGGGCCGCGGACCGCUUCCGCCGCUCGGCCGUGAUCCGCGUGGGCGCCGUGUCCAUCCUCCUCGCCGUGCCGCUCUACGGCGCGGGCGUCGUCGGCGCGGCCGAGGGCGUCGGCCCGUCCAAGGCCGCGUGCUACGCGCUGAUCUGCGUCGCCUCCGGCCUGUUCGGCGUGUCGCAGGGCAUCUCCAACGGGCCGGCGCAGGCGCUCCUCGCCGACAGCGUGCCGACGGGCCAGCGGUCCAAGUUCUACAACUGGCUCUUCGUCUCGUACAUCGUGCCCUCGCUCUUGGGACCCGUGAUCUCGGUCGUCUACUUCGAGGUCAAGGGCAACGACUGGAGCAUGGGAGCAUUACGGGACCUCAUGUGCCUCGGCCUAGUGCUCGAGGUGCCCGUGGGCCUCCUGUCCUGCCUCUUCCGCGACGACAAGGCGCUCGGCUCCGAGAGCGACGCUGUGCAGGACCGCCGCGCGUCCGAUUUUUCUGAAACGCCGAGCGGCGACUUCGUGUCGCUGACCGACGUCGAGGACUCGAAGGAGGGCGAGCCCCCGAAGGAGGGCGGGGCCCCCGCCGGCGCGCCCGAAACCCCCGCCGCCGACGAAGAAAAUGAGAAGCUCGCGGCGGACCCGCGCGUCGCUAGAGUACCGUACGUCGUCUUCGCGACGGAUUUGGUCGUCGCGCUCGGCAGCGGCAUGACGGUCAAGUUCUUCCCGCUCUUCUUCAAGAACGACUGCGGCAUGUCGCCGGCGUCGGUCCAGGGCAUCUACGUCGCCGUGCCCCUCGUCAUGGCCUGCGCGUCGACCGCGGCGACGGGCCUGGCAAAAAUCACGGGCCGCGUGCAGGCCGUGCUCCUCCUCCGCCUCUGCGGCCUCUGCUGCUUCGGCGCCAUGGUCGUCCUCUUCGACCGCGGCUUCGCGGCGGGCCACGCGAAGUGGGCCAUCGUCGCGUUCUACGUCGUCCGCACGGCUUUGAUGAACUGCACGUACCCGCUCGAGGAGUCGAUCCUCAUGGACUACGUGCCCAAGCACACGCGCGCGCGCUGGAAGAGCCUCGAGUCCGUGUCCAUGUUCGGCUGGUGCGGGUCCGCGCUCGCGGGCGGCGUGCUCGCGGACAAGUUCGGCUACACGCGCACGUUCCUCAUCACCAUCGGCCUCCAGGGCACGGGCAUGCUCUUCUACGCCCAGCUCCUCGGCAUCGUCGCCAAGGAGGCGGACCUCCAGAAGCAGGCGCCGCCGCCCGACGCCGACCUCGCCGCGCCCCUCCUCGCCGGCGACGAGCCUGAGCCGGAGACGUCGGUCCAGUAG